AUUAGCCCAGAUUAGUGACAUUCGGAAUCGGAUCCUAUCCUGAACCCGAUCCAACCAGACCAUUUAGCCGGCUUUGGAUCCCUCCAUUUCAGGGUUUGGUCUUCAAUACGGGGAAGAAGCAAAGCGAAAGAGAAAGGAGAAAAUGGCGAUGAGGAAGGUGUACAAUGAGAUAAAGGGGAAGCAGGUGAAGGAGAUUCCUGGCUUAUUGAAGCCGGUGCUAACCCCGAAAUUCUGGAACGAAUCUGCGCAGAAGUGGCUGGAUAACUACCACGCCAAGAACAUUCAGACCAGCUCAAUCCAGCCUCUCUACCAUGUCUGCUUCGGUGGCAUGAUCUUUUCCUACCUCGUUGCCCUCCCGGAGGAACGCCGUCACCUGGACCACCAGCAGCACGCCAAGGAGCACGGCGACAGUCACCAUUGAUUGAUCGACUUUGUUAUUCGGUCAACAAAGAAAAAAACAAACUCCUUGGGUUGGCUUAGUGACCAUUGGCAUCCACAAUGUUUCAGUUGUAAUUUCUUGCUACUAUAGGCAGAAUUACUGUCUUUGUUUAUGAAUUGCUGCAUUAAGUGAUAAAAAUAAAGAACAUUUGACCAUGAUGGAGAAUUUUUAGUAUUUUGUGUUUUUAUGUGAAUGGAUAUCAGGAAAACAUAAAUGUUUUUUCGCUUUGAUGCUUUGUUUUGAUAUCUAUAUUUCAAGGGAUAAUAACAAGCCAUGCUGCAA
Rubroshorea leprosula is the source of this 721-nucleotide messenger RNA. NCBI's taxonomy places the organism in Eukaryota, Viridiplantae, Streptophyta, Magnoliopsida, Malvales, Dipterocarpaceae. The record is from the annotation of a GenBank genome assembly.